AUGAACCCCAAUAUCAACAUGGCCGACCGCGGUGAAGGCUUUCUGCAGCGUUUGUGUCUCACCAGGACACCAGCAACAAAGCAGUGUAUUUCUAUUCGUGGCGGUGGUCAGCUGAGCAGACAGGCCGACGGCACACGCCACGGCUCUGAGUGUGAAGGAACAGAACAGCUGCAAGGUCUGCUGCUCGGGUUCCACAAGACCACCAACUCAUCACUGAACCAGGGCUAA
Knipowitschia caucasica is the source of this 228-nucleotide messenger RNA. The record is from the annotation of a GenBank genome assembly. Lineage: Eukaryota; Metazoa; Chordata; Actinopteri; Gobiiformes; Gobiidae.